This is a messenger RNA of Anguilla anguilla (European eel), 1622 nucleotides long. Its product is annotated as collagen triple helix repeat-containing protein 1-like. Lineage: Eukaryota; Metazoa; Chordata; Actinopteri; Anguilliformes; Anguillidae. Bases 433 to 1179 code for a protein of 248 amino acids. The transcript is spliced from 5 exons. The record is from RefSeq and is a predicted model, not a curated record.
GUGGUGAUAUGUGCACUGUCGAAAUUUUAGUCCUCGGGUCUAGAAUGCACUACCCAUUGAUUUACAUGGAAAACGGGGCGCAUGAUGUACAGAACAUUUUUGUAAGUCCACACCGAAAAGUCUUAUCCACUGUGACAUUUUAUCCCUUGCCUUUGCAGAAAAUAUCUCUUUUCCCUGAACAUUUUUCUGACUGCUUUUACAAGUCAAAGCAUUCGAAACAAAGUCGGUCUUCGUGUGUGGGAUACAAAAACUCCAAAAUCAUCAAGGGAUUUACUUUGGGUUUCCCGAUCUAACGCACAUUUACGCACAGCGCAGAGGGAGACGGCGCUUCUAACUAACUCAGCCUUGAGGAACUUCCACUACUUCUGAAAACAAAAAAGCGCUGCUGGGCGGUACAUCCCUGGGCUAUAAUAAACUCUUUAAUAUUUAAGUAUGUUUUAUCCGCCGAUUAGAUCACUGCUCUUUGUUUGGUUAUUUGUUCCUUCCUGCGGAACGGAGAAAGCGAAACAGAAGAGGGACGUUGAAUUCGUGGAGAAAUGCACAGGAGGAGGUGAUGGUGGCCCCCAAAACUGUACCCGGCACCCAACAGAUGCUUCCGUGUACAGUAGCUGUCUACAGGGCCCACCCGGCACCCCCGGCCGGGACGGGAACCCAGGUGUGAACGGUAUCCCUGGGACCCCGGGCAUCCCGGGCCGUGAUGGGCUGAAAGGGGAGAAGGGGGAAUGCGCCACAGAGAAUGUCCAGGAGCACUGGAAACCCAACUUCAAGCAGUGCGCCUGGAACUCCCUCAACUAUGGCAUCGACAUGGGCAAAAUCGCUGACUGCACCUUCACCAAGCUGCGCUCGGACAGCGCCCUGCGGGUGCUCUUCAGCGGCUCCCUCAGGCUCAAGUGCAGGACUGCCUGCUGCCAGCGCUGGUACUUCACCUUCAACGGGGCCGAGUGCACGGGGCCCCUCCCCAUCGAGUCCAUCAUCUACUUGGACCACGGCAGCCCCGGCUUCAACUCCACCAUCAACAUCCACCGCACCUCCGCAGUUGAAGGUCUGUGUGAAGGGAUCCCUGCCGGUCUGGUGGACGUUGGCAUAUGGGUGGGCACGUGCGCCGACUACCCCCGAGGGGACGCUUCUACUGGCUGGAACUCCGUGUCCCGGGUCAUCAUCGAGGAGUUAGUGAAAUGAGGCCUUCCUUUUCCAUACCCCAGCCAACAUGGGGCCCACCAUAUUUUUACACAUUGUAAUUCACUUCAUGCUAGGACCCCUGACUGAAUCAGGUGACACUAUAUAUUCAAGGGCAAGCUUCUCUUCUAAUGUUCUUCAAGUGCUACAAGUUAUGGUUUAAAUAUUGAAUUUCACCUGAGGACUGAGACUCUUGUCACAGGAGGAGACAUUAUUACUAAAGUAUAAUCUGUGAUUGCUAUGUCAAGUUUGAGGAGAUUUGGUUCUACCUAGAGCGCAGAAAAACACCAUUUGCUUGGAAUUUAUCAUUUACUUUCACUUAACUGGCAAAAUUUAUUUGAUCUUACCCACUGCCAUUUUAGGUAUUUUCCAAUGCCAAUUGUCUAUAAUAUUUUUAUUUAUCAAUGUUCAUAAAUUCUAAUAAAAAUCACUUUUUAUAUCGACAA